AUGUUUCCGCCGUUGGAAGUACUGAAUGACGGAGGGGGAGAGCAGAAGGUCGAGGAGAGAAGUAGUAAGAGCAAGAGCAAGAGAAGAGACAGAGCAAGGAGAGGACAAGAAGUGUUAGAGAAGGGAGAGGCAGGUAAAGAGAAGAAAGAGUGUGAGAAAGGAGUAAACAGGAGAGGAGAGAUGCAGAGAGGAGGAGAGGUAGAGACGGGAGGUAGAAGUAAGAAAGAGGAAGGACGAAAGAGAGGAAAGAAGGGGACAAGAAGGGAGGAGGGGAGAGGAGAAACAAGAGAAGUGGGUGAGAGGAGCAUGAGCGGUGAGACGAGAGAGGAGAGAAGGGGGAGUAGUUAA
Homalodisca vitripennis (glassy-winged sharpshooter) is the source of this 348-nucleotide messenger RNA. Its product is annotated as high mobility group nucleosome-binding domain-containing protein 5-like. The record is from RefSeq and is a predicted model, not a curated record. Lineage: Eukaryota; Metazoa; Arthropoda; Insecta; Hemiptera; Cicadellidae. The coding region runs from base 1 to 348 and encodes 115 amino acids. The transcript has 2 exons.